AUGGCAUCCCUCUCGAGUGCGAACAUCGCCCGCGCCGCGUCGUCCCUCCUCCUUCGCGCCUACCCUACGCCGCCGAAAGUCUCGUCGUUUCUCCGCGAGAUCCGCCGCCCUGCCGAAACCAACAAAUUUCUGCGACAACAGUCAGGACAGAACGUCAGCGACAGAAUCGACGCGACACACGCGCGGCGCACGCGCGCGGCGCACGCGAUGUCGUGGUUCGGGUGGCUCCCCGACGUGUCCUCCCUCAUGGGAGGCACGACGUCGCAGCCCGCGAACGCCCCCCCGCCCGCGGUGCAGCUCACGGAGGAGCAGAUGCGCGAGCGCGGGAUCGCCUCCAUGGAUGCGGAGUUUCGACAAAAGUACGCCAAGGGGGCCAAAUUCAACUUCAAAGUCGUCCUGCGAGGCGACAUCGGGACGGGGAAGUCGACGCUCAUGCGCCGCCUGCGCGGCGGGACGUUCAUCCCGGAGUACACGCCCACGCCGGAGAUCAAGACGUCGCACAUCAAGUGGACCGCGCGGUCGUCGCCGGAGGACAACGUCAUGCUCGAGGUCUGGGACGUCGUCGACAAGGCUGCGAAGCGCGCCGUCUCGGAUGCUCUGAAGACGAUGGCCCACGACGGCGCGAGAGCGAGCGAGAGUCACGUGAUGAUGGGCGCGAAAGAGGGCGGGCACACGUACCCGUUGGAUGCGAGCGUGAUCGACGUGUACAAGGGCGCGCACGCGGCGGUGUUCUUGGUGGAUCCGUCCAAGCGGUGGACGUACGAGUACGCCAAGCGAGAGCUCGCCGCCGCGCCGGAACACGUCCCCACGGCGAUUCUGUUGAACUUCCGCGACUACCCGGCGUCGAAGCGGCUGCUGCGAGCGGACGAGGUCGAGGCGGACUGCGGGUACGCGUUCAAGGGGAGGCCGUUCCGGCCGUUCGUGAUGGAGACGAGCCUGUUAAACUGCUACGGCCUUCAGGCGCUGUCGACGUUUCUGCACAUUCCGUUUCUGUGCUUGAAACGCGCGGCGUUGGAGCAAGCCGUCGCGCUGAACACGAAGGCGAUCGUGCAAGCGCAGGAAGCGCUGAAGCACGUCAAGGGGAACGCGUACGAGGCGUACGAGCGGAAGAUCGAGGCGACGCAGGGACGCGCGUCCGCGUCCGCGGCGGCGGAUGCGCUCGAGGAAAAGAAUAAGGAGACGAAGAAGAAGAAGGAGACCGGCCCGCCGCCCGAGCCCACGGUGACGUGGGAGAAGCUCUCGAAGACGACGCUCGGGGAGGCGCCCAUCUUACUCGGCGGCGCCGCGCUCGGUGCGGUCUACACCGGGGUCUCCACGCUCGCGGCGACGACGCCGGCGGAGAUCAUCGAGGCGGCGAAGGAGUCGGUUUCGAUCGAAAAGCUCGGCAGCGGCCUCGCGUCGCUCGUGACGCGAGAGAAGAAAGGGAAUUUCGACGCGGCGGAGCGCGAGCGCACGGCGCCGCAGUUCAAUCACCUCACCGGUCGCGGCGGCGCCGCGGCCGCGGCGUUCGGCGGGCAAGAUCUGGACGAGGACGACGUCGGCGUGCGCCCGGGGGACAUGCCGGGCGGGGAGAAGAGCAUGGAUAAGUUUUUCGACGAGGAGGACACCCCGCGCGCGGGCGACGGGAGCGACGCGGGCGACGACGGCGACGGGUGGGGCGGAGGCAGCGACGACGACCUCCCCGGGGGCGGCGGCGGCGACGCGCGGCCGUUCUGGGACGACGACGACGACGACGACGACGACGACGGCGGCGGCCGCGAGAAGAAGAAAAAAGUCGAGGUGCGGUGGGACGAGAGCAGCGACGGGAGCGGGGGGUCGAGCGACAGCGACAGCGACAUCGAGUUCGACGUCGCGGACGACGACGACGACAGGGACGACGGCGGCGGCGACGCCGGCGCCGGCGGCGAGAAGGAGGACCCGUUCUUCGGCGUCGGGGCGAUUGAAAAACAAAACCCGACGGCGAAGACGGCGACGCCGAGACGCGCCGCGCCGGGGUCGGCGCCGCCGCCGGGUCCCGGGUUCGAUCUGAACGACCCGGCGGCGAUCGCCGCGGCGUUCGGGUCCCCCGCCGCGGACGACGACGACGACGAGCCGCCCGUCGGGGGAGGGACGCCGGCGACGACGAACCCGUUGUACGACACCACGCCGACGGGGUCGCCGACGGCGGCGAAGGCGAGGUCUCCGGCGCCGCCGCCGGCGCCGUCGAGCGCGGGCGCGAAAGAGACGGUCGCGGUCGCUGUCGCCGCCGCGGACGCGGACGCGGACGAGGGGUCCGGCGACGGCGAGAGCGACGGCGAAGCGAAGCGACGCGCGGCGAAGAACGCGAAGAAGAAGGCUGCGAAGAAGGCGUCGAAGAAGAAGAAAAAGGACGAAGGCGACGGCGGCGGCGACGGCGGCGGCGGCGGCGGCGGGAGCGGUUCCGACUCCAAGAGCAAGAAGAGCGCGUCGAGGCGAGCGAAGGACUGGGACGAGGACGACUAG
Messenger RNA from Micromonas pusilla CCMP1545, 2481 nucleotides. RefSeq lists its product as uncharacterized. The record is from RefSeq and is a predicted model, not a curated record. The transcript has a single exon. Lineage: Eukaryota; Viridiplantae; Chlorophyta; Mamiellophyceae; Mamiellales; Mamiellaceae. Gene Ontology annotation, cellular component: cytosol; nucleus. Gene Ontology annotation, molecular function: GTP binding. Bases 1 to 2481 code for a protein of 826 amino acids.